Messenger RNA from Colius striatus (speckled mousebird), 2559 nucleotides. It is a transcript of the gene LRP11, whose product is annotated as LDL receptor related protein 11. The transcript is spliced from 7 exons. Gene Ontology annotation, molecular function: protein binding. NCBI's taxonomy places the organism in Eukaryota, Metazoa, Chordata, Aves, Coliiformes, Coliidae. The record is from RefSeq and is a predicted model, not a curated record. The coding region runs from base 1 to 1422 and encodes 473 amino acids.
AUGGCGGCGCUGGUGCUGGUGUUGCUGGCGGCGCUGGGCGGGCGGGCCGUGCUGCCGGGCGGGCGGUGCGCGGCGCCGCUGGCCGACCUGCGCUCGCAGAUCUCCGGCGUGGAGUCGCUGCUGGAGGAGUUCCGCCGGCAGCUGCAGCAGGAGGAGCCGGGACCGCCGGCGGCUGCGGCGACGGGCGGCGGUGGGGAGCGUUGCGGCGGCAGCAGCAGCUUCUCCACCAGGCCCGACUCCAUCAUCCGCACCAAGGACUCCAUCGCGGCCGGCGCCACCUUCCUGCGGGCCCCCGCCGGCGUGGUGGGCUGGCGGCAGUGCCUGGACGCCUGCUGCGCCGAGCCGCGCUGCACGCUGGCCGUAGUGCAGGGGCCCGGCCGGCCGCGGAGUGCGGCGGCGGCUGCGGCAGCAGAGCUGGGCUGCUACCUCUUCAACUGCACGCACCGCGGCCGCCCCGUCUGCCGCUUCGCCCCGCACCGCGGCUACAGCACUUACAGCCGCCGGCCCGCCGCGCCGCCGGAAGAAGAUAGUGAUGAGCCUCCACGGUGCAAGGCGGGACAAGAUAUUGUGCUGCAGUCACCUGUCGACUGGGUGCUCUUGGAUGGCCGAGAAAGUUCAGAUGACCAUGGAAUUGUGCAGUACGAGUGGACGCUGCUGAAAGGGGACUCAUCGAUUGAAAUGAAGGUGCCACAACCAGGAACACUGAAACUGUCUCACAUUCAGGAGGGUGGGUAUGUUUUCCAGCUAACUGUGACAGACACUGCAGGUCAGCGGAACUCUGACAACGUCUCUGUGACCGUUCUGCCUAUGGUUCAUUCUGCAGUAGCCUGUGUCGGGGUUUGCUCUCGCUACCAGUUCAUCUGUGAUGAUGGCUGCUGCAUCGACAUCACGUUUGCUUGCGACGGGCUGGCACAGUGCCCGGAUGGGUCGGAUGAAACCUUCUGCCAGAACUUGGGCCCAGGUCGAAAGACGGUGACACAUGCAGCUCUUGGCACUACCCAGCAAAGGACUGUAGGACUGACUGAAAACACAGAUGACAACUUCUCUGCAGAAAACACCCUGAAAGCCACUGCCAGAAAUCAACCACUUCUCUCAGUGGAUGCAGACGUGUCUAACCAAUCGCUUUCUCAGGGACCAAAGAAACAAAUCAGUGGAUUUGUGCCAGACAGCAGUUCCUCAGGGAAAAGAACAGAUGAUAAAAAUGGGAACGGCAUAACGGUGCCAAAGAGAGAUCAGUUUGGAGGUAGUCGUCCAGUCCCAGAAACAGGUGCUGUGUUACCCUUAGCCUUAGGCUUGGCAAUCACUGCUUUACUGCUGCUUAUGGUUGCUUGCAGACUGCGUUUAGUGAGACAGAAGCUUAAAAAAGCUCGACCCAUUACAUCUGAAGAGUCUGAUUACCUCAUCAACGGGAUGUAUCUCUAAACAUUGGAUUUAAGUCAGUUGUUUUCUCCCCUUUCUCCUGUGUCCAUGAACCUCUGCCUCUAUAAAGGACCAAAACCUUUAGCUGAGUUCCAAAUGUAGAAGCUGCCUACAAGACAAGGAACAUGUUCUUUCUCUUCAGUGAUAAAAUUAAAAAGUGGGUAGAUGCCCGUGCUGGGAAAAUAAGCAGCGUUCAGGCUCCAGAGGCUAGCUCCAGUUGGCUCUUGUGCAGAGGGUACUGCAAGGUGGGGACAUCCCAAACUGGCUGCAGGGUGCCCUCUCAGAAGCAUCCCCGGCGGCUGCAUGGGCCGAGGCACAGAGGGGAGCUGUGCCACAGCCCUGUUCCGCACCGGGCACUGGGACAGGACGCUCCAGACCAACGCCUUGGUCACUGUCCAGCACAGACGGGUUUCUGUACUUUCUACCUGAUGCACUGGGAGUGUUUUCAUUAAAGAAUUUGUCUUGCUUUGUUAAGUAAAAGCAAUCACUAUCUAAGCACCAGCUUUUGUAACGAAAUUUGGGAUUUAGGGAGCAAAGCAUCUCUUUUUCCAUUCAUAGUUUGAACCCCUGUGCAGCUAACAGGGAGUCAUGCUUAUUGAAUGCUACAGUGAAAAAAUGCAAGUCCUCAGCAGAGGAGUUUGGACUUACCCGUGCUCGACAGCAGCCACGUGCAAUCCCAGAGCUCUGCCUCUCCCCAGAGCCCAGGCCUUGUUCAGCCUUUCUCACCCCAAGCUCGACACCCUCCCCAGCAGGAGACACCGGGGCACAGGAGUCCUGCUAGUUAUCCCGUAGCUCCCUGCAAAGCUUGAAAGCUUUGGCCACCUGCCCUCACCCCAGCAAAAUUCUCAUAGAACAAGUAAUUGAUAUGUGUGAGUGAACUUCAAAUGUGUUAACAGUAAAAUGUGUACAGUACAUGUUAUAUAUACAUAUCUCGAUAUAUAUACACACCUUGCUGUCUAUCUUGUUUGACUAUGCGAGGAUGUCACAUUCAUCAGGUGUCCCAAUAAAGACAGAGGCAAACGAGGCACGCGUCCUUUUGUAUGUCGUCUUUUGUACUUCAGCAGCUUUGAGGCAGCGGGAAUAUUGCCAUGGUAUACAACUAGUUCUUCAAGUUGCUCAGUCUUGAUUACUUUAUGUAAA